This is a messenger RNA of Mytilus trossulus (common blue mussel), 8309 nucleotides long. RefSeq lists its product as uncharacterized. NCBI's taxonomy places the organism in Eukaryota, Metazoa, Mollusca, Bivalvia, Mytilida, Mytilidae. The record is from RefSeq and is a predicted model, not a curated record. Gene Ontology annotation, molecular function: NAD+ poly-ADP-ribosyltransferase activity; metal ion binding; RNA binding. The coding region runs from base 134 to 5464 and encodes 1776 amino acids. Gene Ontology annotation, cellular component: nucleus. The transcript has 17 exons.
UGGAAACAGAAGUGAAAGUAGAAUCGCAAAGGUUGAUAUUUAUAGAUAAACAACACUUUGAUAAACAUUUGAGAUUGAGGAUGGCAUGACAUGGAAGCUUUAAGUUCAGAUGAAAAGUACUUAAAUUACAAGCAUGGAAUGGAGAAAUACAGAAGUAGAAGUCGAUAUGCCAAAUGGUGCAUGUUAUCAGGCUUCAAUAAAAGAUAUAACAGAAUCUGGAGUUCUGGUUGUUUUCAAAGAUGACUUGAAGCCAGAAACCCGUGCAAAAUUUGAAAAAGUAAAACUACUUCCACAUCAAGAUGAAGAGAGCUUUGAUUUUAAACAAGGGGACAUUAUUCAGGUUAAUUCAAAAGCUGAUGCAGAUCAGAUUGAAGGAUGGUGGAAAGCUAAGAUUCAAGUUUUAAAGGGAGAUAACUGUUAUAUAGAAUAUAUAGACAGGGACAGCAUGGAUUUAGUGAAGAGAGACAACAUUCGACCAGUAAAUCAGGGUGAAUGUUUUAAAAAGCUUGUAGUGAAAGUACCAAAAAAUCUCAAAGCCAUUUGUGAAGAAGCUGGAAUACAUUCAGAAUUCAUCAAACAUUCAGGUGUACUGGCAGUAAUAUACAGUAGAGCAUCAUCAUCCUUGAUUUUUGUAUCUACAAGUGAAGAUUUAAACAAGAAAGCUGAACUUCUAACAGAUUUACAUGUAAAGGCACUAAAAGAAAAGUUACAACAGAGACAAUAUCGGGAAAAGAAAAAGCAUACAGAAACUUUCAUGGUCACAUCAGAUUUAAUGAGAUUUUCCAUUGGUACCAAAGGUUCUAACAUCAAGAAAGCUGCAGGCAUAAAAGGCAUUGAGUCUGUAAAUAAAGUGGAAGGUGAUGAUGAAUGUCUGUUUAAAAUUAGUGGUGAGUCUCCAGAAGCAGUUAAACAAGCAAGAGAGUUGUUGGAGUUUAAAAAAGAGCAGCUUACAGUACCACACCAUUUUGCAGGACGUAUAAUUGGCAAGGCUGGGAAAGCAAUAGAUGAGAUCAUAAAUAAAUCUAUGGUUAUCAAAAUUAAUAGAAGAAAUAGAUCUGAUGGUGUUGUUUUCAAUAUAAUAGGUACACCAGAAUCUGUAGAAAAGGCCAAAAUUUUACUGAAUUUCAAGUUGGAUGCUCUGAAGAACACUUUCAGUAGCAAAACAGAUGUUAAAGAUACUGAAAGGAGUGAAGUUUUAUCAGAUGAUGAAAAUUCUUCUGAUUUUAUCAGCCUUGAACAAAAAGAGAAAAUUUGUAAUCAACUGGACUCAUCAAAUAGAGGGAGAGGAAACAGAGCAGGAAGAGGGGGCAGGGGAGGGAGAGGGAGUAGAUUGAGGGGAGGUCAAAGGGGAAGAAAUAAUCACCAACAAGCAGAAAACACAGUAAAUCAAAAUGAUAUGAGACCCAAUGUCAUUCAGGAAGAUGCUAACAUAAUUACUACUGAAAGAAAUGAUACAUAUGUUGCAAAUGGUGAUUCAUUAUCUCAAGAAUCAGAUUCUGACGAGUCUUCAUCUUUUUCCAUCAAUAGUGAAAAGCACAAUCCAAUUUGUGGACAACCAAAUAGAGGUAGAUGGAAUGGUAACAGAGCAGGAAGAAGAGGCAGGAGAGGAAGAGAAAGUAGGUUUAAUGGGGGUAACAGGGGGAGAAAUAAUAACCAACAUGUGGUAAACACACAAAAUCACAAUAGAUCAAAUGUCAUUCAUGAAGAUGCUCAACCUUUUAAAACAAAUGAUGACUAUAUAAGUGAGUCUUUAUCCAAAGAAUUGCCAUCAGAUUCUGAGCAGUCUUCAGAUGAAGAUCGACCACCAUAUAGACGUAGAUUAGAUGGUGAUAGAACAGAAAGAGGUAGCAGGGGAGGGAGAGGAAGAAGAUUUUUUAGGGGAAGAAUAAGUCAACAAGUGGAAAACACACAAACUCAAACAGAUAAGAUAUUGGAUGUCAUUCAGCCUGAUGUCAGAACUAAUGUGAGAAAUAAUGAUUUUGAAACUCAAGAGAUAAUUGCAGAUCAUGAAAAUUCAUUAGAUGACACAAAAUCAUGUGCUUCUGUCAAUAGUGAACAACACAAUCCAGUUGACAUUGAGUCACCAGAAAGACCUAGAAGAAGGAUUGAUUAUAAACCAUCCAGAAGAGGUUUAGUUGGGAAUGGAAGAAGAAUUAGACGAGGGCGGAAUAGUGUAGAUAAUCAGCCAAAUGAUUCUCAAAGUCACCAGCUAGAUAGAGGAAAUCAAGAAAAAGAGGGUGGGUGGGGAAAACAAGAUGAUUUAAUCCCUGAAACUUCUCAGUCUAAACAAUUAGAGUUAGAUGAUAAUGUUGGAAAUACUUCUUAUGAACAAAAUAGUGCUGGAGUGAGACAUAAAGAUACAAGGAAUAAACCUAGAUCCAAAGAUACUGGAAUGAAGUCAGAGGAAGCAUCUAUUCCAAAAUAUAGUGAAGUUAGAAAUAAUAAACAGCACCAAGGUCAAUGGGGAUGUUUUGAGGAUAGUGAUAAAUGGAUACAGGUUAAUGGGGAUAUUCUUUCUCACUCUUGUGAAAAUUCUAAUAUACAAUCUGAGAAAACUUAUACCGACAGAACAAGAAGAGAUUCAGGUUCUUCAAUCAGAGGAAUUGGUGUAAGAGAAAGGAAAGUAAGUAGGCCUAGAGAAGGAUUGGAACAGAGAACUCAUCAUCAACAGAAACAUCUAAUGAAAGAUGAUUCAGAUGAGAAUACAAAUUCAGACGUAGAAAUACUUGAAUACGAGUACAUCAGCUUAUCCAGUGGUUGUAAUGACAAGUUUUCAACAGAUGAAGAUGUUACAAAAUCAUUAGCAAAAUUUAAUGCCUUACUAGAAGAUAAACCAAAACCUAAAAUUCAGAUAGAAAGUAAGGCAAUGAAAGAGAAAAGACUUAAAGAAGAAGCGCUAGAUAAAAUAAAUGAAAUGGAGAUUCUCAAACGCCUAGUUCAAAGAUUUGUAGGUGGUUGUAGCUUUGGUAGUUUUGGUUGUAUAGCUUAUGCAUUAUUUCCAGGCAGUGAUGGAAUGAAGGAAUGGUUUAAUACAAGAUCAAGAAAGUUUCAUAUUUAUAGAGAUGGCCCAGAAAUUGUUUAUAUUGGUCCUUAUUUCAAAGAACUGAAUAUUUGCAAGCACUUUUUCAACCCUUCCAAGCCAACAUUUUGUGACAAUCAGAACUGUAUUUUUUUCCAUGUAUGUAGGAAUUUUGUAAGAGGAAAUUGUAGAAGACAACAUUGCUGCUUUCCUCAUGACUUUGAUUUGACUCAGAAUGUUAAAAUGAAAGAAAAAUAUGGACUUAAAGAUUUUACAGACUCUGACAUAAUUGUCCUACUGAACUGGAAAUUUCCAAGAUUAUGCCCUCAUUAUAUAUAUAAACAUGGUGGUUGUAAGGAAACUGAUAAAAAAGAGGAAGAAUGUCCUUAUCUGCAUUACUGUAAAAAUUAUUUCUUUGGGAAAUGUGACAGGGGUGAUGGUUGUAGGUAUAACCACUCAUUUUCAGACUCUCAUAAUAAAUGGGUGUUAAUAUCUUGUCAUCUAGCCAAUCAGAAUGAAGAUAAUUUAAAAAAAAUGAUUUAUGUGCCUCCUAAUUUAGAGAACCCCAAGGAACAGGAAGAUACAGAAGAAUUUUCAUUGGAUGACAUUUCAAGGGAAGGAAGCAUUAAAUCUACAGCCAAUGAACAACAGACAGAUGGAAGAAGAAGAUUUAAACAUCCUUCAACGUUCAAGUUUAGUGUAACUCAAACAACAAUACAAGAAAAAAUAGGGAUAAGAUAUGCAUUGUCCAGUGAAAAUACAGUCACUGAAGAUACUCCAGAAUCAGAUGAUAGUCUGCUGGCAGAGGCUGCUGGGAAAAAACACAUCUGUUUAGCAUUGACGAAGAAAGAUUGUCCAAGCUCUGUAUGUUCAGAUUUACACUUACAGAAUGGUGUCCCAUACUUAUGGCAGGUAAAGAUAGAUGGAGACUGGGUGUCAUGUCUACCAAAGGACAACUUUAAAAUUGAAAAUGCCUAUUGCUCACUUGAACAGAAUGUACAGAUUAAGGAUAUUGUCUAUUCUGGAAACAUAUGUACAGUUCAUAUAAGCUUUGAGAUUGUAGAUGAAAAUAUGUAUGGGAUUGUAUUUGAUGCUAGUGGUAGUAGUUCUAAUAGGGUUAUUGUUAGACGUCUUAGUACUCCAUCAUUUGGUGAGAGAUAUCUGCCCGUAGAUUGUUAUCUGACACAAUGGAGAUGGUAUUGGAAAAAUGACCAUGGUGUAUGGUUGUGUUAUGAUACAGAUUUACAGACUUACACAUUAGAGGUGAAAUUUCUAAAACAACAGAAGACAUAUUUAUUUUCAAGAGAAAACUAUAAACAAAAGUAUCGUUUAUCCUUCACCUCAAUGGAACAGGUCAACUUGGAAUAUGGAACAACUAGAGUGCUCAUUAGACGUCCAUUAUUUGUUUCAAAAGAAGAUCUUCAACAGAAAAAUUAUCCAAAGAAAAUUGUGAGUAAAGCAAUUGAACUCUAUGGGGAAGAUUCUAAGCCAGCACAUUUUUAUCCAUGGGAUCUUGCUAAUGAGUUUGAAUUGGUUGAAAUAGUCUCUUCAUUUACUGGUGAAUAUAACGAUGUCCUGAGUUCAUUCCAGAAAACUAUGACUAGGGGAAAACAUGAAGUCAGAUCUAUUUAUAGAGUCCAGAGCAGGAAACUGUGGUCAGAGUUUGAGACCAAGAAGAAACACAUGCAUGCUGAUGCAGAGAAAGAUAAUCCCACAUUUUCAUCAAUAGAUGAGAGAACUCUUUUUCAUGGCACAGAUUCUCUAGAUGUUUGCAGAGGCAUAUGCAUAAACAAUUUUGAUUUUCGAAAAAGUGGUAAAAACGCAACAGUUUUUGGGGAGGGAUCAUAUUUUGCCAGGGAUGCAAAGUAUAGUCAUAAUUAUACAAAAGCUUCCUCUGAUUUUGGUGAUAGAUACAUGUUUAGGGCCAAAGUUUUAGUUGGGAAAUUUACACAAGGUAGCUCAACGUAUCGAAGACCACCAGAAAUUCCAGGGCAGAGUCAUAAACUGUAUGAUUCCUGUGUUGACCAUCCAGUAGAUCCAAACAUUUUUGUCAUUUUUGACAGGAGUCAAAGUUACCCAGAAUACCUUAUCAACUACAGAGAAAACGAUUAUGGUCAGAGAGUUUCCUUGGGGACAACACAUAGUUCAGUACCGUCCUAUCCAACUUCUCACCAACCAUUACAUCAAAGAGUGCCUCCAGUAAGUUCUGCCUACUCUUCAGGAGGAAACAGUUUUGGGACUGCAACUAGAUUCAAUUCUAACUCUAAUUCGGCAUCAAACGCACCAAGUGGAAGCAGUACAAGGACUUCAUCAAUAUAUAAUCCUGUUUCUAAUUCAGCAUCAAGUAUGAGGAAUAGCUCAAGUUCAUCUGGUAACCAACCAUCCUUAUCACAGAACUACACAAACAAUAGUAGAAAACAUGAUAAAGAUUGUGUUAUCUUGUAAUGAUUUUAUACACAGUACAUACUGUAUGAAAACACUAAUUUUCUGUGAAAAAAUAAAAGAUACAUGCUUCAAUUAGCUCAAUAGAACUCUAAGUAAUGAUUUGAUCCCUUAAGAGAAGGAAUUUAAUUUAUGUUCAUUUGUAAAGGAAUUUAAAAUCAUGAAUGAAAAUGGUAUUAAUCAAUUGUAAGGUAACAAGUUAUAAAAUGGAAAUUGUUUUUUUCUGUUUUACAUGGUGUAGAACAUUUUUUUAUACCUACAUAUUUUCUGCUUAUUACCAUGAUGACAUGUUUACAUGGACUAUCAUUUUUAAAGAAAGACCACAAGUAUAAUGCUCAAGUUUACACCUAACUUGCAAUAAUUGGAAUACUGGAAAGUUGCCAAUAUUUUUUUAUAAACAUGAAAGAUAUAACUAGUUGAGUACUAUAUAUAGAAAAUAUAUAUUUCUGGUAGCCAUCAGCGUACUUGUGUGAAGAUGUACUAGACUAGACAUUAGUUGAGCUGAUUUAUUUGUCCUUGUUGAUGUGUUGCAUUAAGUAUUCUUUAAUUAAUACCUGUUGGUGACCUUCUGCUGGUUUUUUUCUAUGAUCGGUUCAUUGUCUCUUUGACACAUUCCCCAUUUCCAUUCUCAAUUUUAUUAUUUUUUUAUUUCAGAUUUUUACAUUUUCCAUUUAUAUUAUUUUGAUUUCUAUGUUAAGAUUUUGUUUAUUGGUUAUAUAUAAUAAGUCAUGAAAGCUUUACUGUUAUGUGAUUUUUUAAAUGAUAAAAGGUUGUGCCAUAAUUUCUGUAAUUUUUGUUUUAUUAUGUAGAUUACAUGUUAAAGGUUAUCUUGUAUGCACAUUUUUAAAACAUGUUUUUCUAAAGCAUUAAGGUAUUUGCUAAUCAAUAAUAAUUGUAUUUGUUGGAUAAAUAAAUGUUUUUUUAACAGUGAAUACAGAAAGUGUAAUGAUCUCAGAUAUAUAUUUUAUGACAUUGUUACCAUGAUAUAAGAUAUAACACACAAGCAUUUCUUGCAUCAUUAAAUAAAACAAAAAGUAAAAUCACAAAAAUACUAAACUCAGAAGAAAAUCCAAUCAGAAAGUCCAUAAUCACAUGGCAAAAUCUAAUGACGAAACACAUCAAAAAACGACUGGACAAUACAUACAUUACAUUUGAUAUAUGUAUCAUUUUUCUUCCAAUAUAUCCAUUGUUUCAUAUUUGGUUACCCUUUUUAUGUCUUUUUUUACACAAAUGAUUGAAGGGAUGCUGUUCUAUUCAAAUUAAAGAAAAAGAUGGAAAGAAUCAUAAUUUUUCAUAUUUUCAAAAAUUGUGAUAGGAUAAAGGUUGUACACAAGUAAAAACCUAGUAAUUUCAAAUUAUUAUAGCAAUUAAAAUUCAUCUAAAUUAUCUUUCUUAUAAUUUUGAUAAUUAAACAAGCAUUAUUUCCAUUUCCAUUCUCAAUUUUAUUGUUGUAACUUGUUUAAAAUAUAUGCAACUAUUAAUUCUGGCACAAAUUUCUGAAUAUAUACAAAAGCUAAUUUUAAAUUUAUAAGAAAGUACUUCAUUGAAACUCGGAUAGAUCUAGUAUUAUUGAAGAAGAUGUUUCUUCUGAGCAAUCAGUAUUUUUAUAAUCAGUUCAGAGACUGUUUGCAAAGGCGAUAUAUUUGCCUUCAAAUGCUGAAAUACUGAAAAGUUUAGUAUAGUAAUCCUAAUGAACAUUUGUUGAAAAUAUACAUAAAAGUAGUUUGCAAAUUCAAAUCCAAUUAAACUUUUAUAUAUGUAAUAAGUGAUUGCACAAUUUGCAUUAAAACAUUGUAAUUAAGCCCGCCUCAAGUUUGUCGGAACACAUUGAUGACAUAUAUAGAGCGACAUGUUUUUUUUUAUUUAUGUUAUCCAAAAUGCAUAUUUCAAUUAAAAUUAUUCAUUAUUAUUAAGGAUGAUAUGGUUCCAAGAAGAAAAAAGACCCUUAAAAUGCAUUAAAUCAUAAUUUCUGACUCAAUUCAGUGCAGUAUCAAAUGAAAAUUUGGAAGCAUUUAACACUGUUUAAGUUUGAUUAAAGUCCUACUCUUUUCAAUAGAGGUAAUCCAUUCUUAUCCCAAACAGUGACAUUAAUUUUUUCAUAUUUAUGUUUGCUCAUGUUGUUUUGUUUAAUUUUUUGUUUAUCGUUUGGCUUAGUUUGGUGCAACUGGUUUACUUUAAAACUACAAGUUUGUCUUUAUUUUUAUGAUUGUAUAAUUUGUUUAACAUGGGUGCUGUAGAAUAAUUGUUUUCUUUUUCGAAUACUGUAUCAUUGGUUGUAGUGUUUUUUUUCCACACAAAAUUUGAUUUUCCAUGAAGAAACUAUUCAAAAUCUAACAAUUUCGUUAGGCCUAAAAAGUUGGGUAGCCCACAUCUGAUAUAUAGGAAAAAGCGUGUUUUAUUAACAAUAUGACAAUUAUUUAAAAAUAAUUAUGGAUUUUAAUAAAGGAGUCCCCCCUUUUGUUAUUUACCUUAAUCAAUGUCAGGAGGACCUUUAAACUUCAACUAGCUGCAGAAACAAAUCUCAGUUAUUUUUGUUUGUAAGAAACACAAAACAAUUAACAAUAGCUUUGAAAACUGAGCCAGAAAUGCAGUUAGUUUGUUCAGGGCUUUUUUGUGAUCAUUUUUUUUCUAUUGGGGAUGGGACAAUAGUCUUUUUAAAAGUUUGUUAAGAUAUUCUAUUCAUCAGUUAUCAAGUAUUUCGUAUUGAUACUAUAGUUUGACCUGUAUUUAGAUCUCUGUAUUGUUACAAAGUCCAAAUAUUUGUUUAUAUGUCUUUCAUUUUAUAUUGAAAUUGAUGGAGAAAUAAGAUUACAAGUAUAAUUGUUACUUUUAUCAUAUAAUUAAAAUU